Molecule: messenger RNA, 2179 nt
Organism: Salmo salar (Atlantic salmon)
Lineage: Eukaryota; Metazoa; Chordata; Actinopteri; Salmoniformes; Salmonidae
Source: RefSeq, a predicted model, not a curated record
AAGUUUAUCAGGGUGGGGGUGGGGUCACUCGUACCAAAGAGGCUCAGUCUGGGGGAUUAUCAUUGUGCUACUGUAUAACACACACAUACAUAUACACACACCAAACAUACACACACUCCAAACCCUACUGUUCAGGCUGAAUUUGAGAGGAUAGCAAGAGUGUAUAAGCAUGAUCAAACACUAACCCUAACCCCUACACACACACAUACACACAUGCACACAUGGACGCACACACACACACACAAUCUCAGAUCAAGGCUUUAAGCGAUGUUGUAAACAUCAGCAUGCCCUACAUUGGCAGACACCACCCAGAGAGAGAGAGAGGAAGGGUGAAAAAGGAGGACAAAGGAGAGAUAGAUAAUAUCAACAUUUCAUAACCUCACCAUGGACUCCAUCUGCACUGGGAUUCUACUCUUUCUGAUCUGGAUGUGAUUCCGUUAGAGGUAAAGAGGAGAGGAAGAGAAUUGAUCUCUGCUGUACUUUUUAUCAUCCUGGUGCGAGGCUGACGGGAGAGGACAGAAGAGGAGAGCUCAGUGUGGGUUCUACUGUGUGUGUGACGAAACUGGAACAGUGGAUGGAGCAGUGGAGAUGAGAUCCGAGCAGACACUAGCCAGUGGAACACGCAGAUAAAGAAAGAGAGAGAGAGAGAGAGAGAGCCGACGGUCACUCGAAUGGAGGAAGAAGAUAUUGUCUGUCAGACAGUGAAAGAGAGGAGGAGGAGGAGGAGGUCUGGAGCGGAGGAAGGGUCACCCAGUGUGAAGAAUCUUUAUGACAACUCCUCACCCCACAGAGUUUCCAAUGAUGACCGUAGCUCUGCUGCGAGUGGCGUGGACGUGGCGGACCGCCUGACGUACCUGGAGCAGAGGAUGCAGAUGCAGGAGGAUGAGAUUCAGCUGCUGAAGAUGGCUCUGGCCGAUGUCCUCAAGAGACUCAACAUCUCAGAGGAACACCAGGCCGCCAACACCAAGAAAGGACCUGCUGGCAAAGCAGCUAGGCCUGUGUCUCUGGCCCUGCCAUCCAGACCAUCAAUGAACAGCCCUGCCUCUUUGAAGAAGAGUUACACAACCUCCACACUGCCCUCUACAUCCACCGCACGGAACUACAGCCCCUUACCACCAGCAUCAGCCAAGAGUGGUGUGAAGAGUCCAGUAGGCAGUGUGAAGGAGAGUCCAUGUAUCUCUAAAACGGCUCGGCCUGGCCCCCGACCUGGCCCCCCGGGGUCCACAGCCCCCGGCAGUAAGAAAGCUGAAAGCAAAACCAAGGAGCCUGCAGCCAGUGUAGGGUCCAGGCAGGUGACUCACUGUAAAGUGACUAUGCAGAUCUAUCUGAACCCCAUAACAAGAAGGACUGGGUCUUCUGAAGCGGCCAAAUCAGCCCCCACGGUCCCCAACUCUAGACCCACCAGAACCCCCACCCCUCCUCAGACCAAAGGAGGCCCCCCCACCUCAGACCGAACUAAGCGCGAGACAUGCAAAACACCCCCCGCCUUCACCCUCCCCCUGCAGAAAAGCACCAAUCAGAAUACGUAUUCUUCUAUGGAAAUGUCCAAUUACAAAAGCCCCCUCAAAUCACCAAGCCAGUACUUCCAAAUCUGUUACUAAGGCAAUAGGGUAUUGUUUCAUCCUCCUAAAGGUUAAGGUUAGGAUUGAGGGAGGGUAAUCUGAUUCUAGAUCUGUGGUUAAGGGAAACUUCUACGUCAAGCUGUUACAAGUGUAGUAGGCCUGUAAGCGAACUCGGUUUUCAUGAUGUUUGAAAAAUGUUUGGGUUUCUAGCAAUGUGAGGGAAUUAGAAGUAGAGCUUGUCUUCAGUAAUGUUUGAGAUUGACUGAUAGUUACAAAGUUUUGGUUUUUGAGGUGCUUUGUUUCACCAGCAGUAAAGGGAAUAGUGAGUUUGUUUGUUUUGUUGCAUUUCCUAGCACCAUCCGUGACCAUAGUCCUCUUAACUUUUUCCUCUGUUUAAAUUCUUACAUAUUUCUGUCUGUCAACUGAAAGCCUGUGUUUUUUUUCUCCUGUUUCUUUCCGUUUUAAUAUCUCCAUUUUGUGUGUGUGCUUUGUAGUUUUACUUCAGUAAAAUAUGAAUAAUCUCCCUGACUUUGGGGAUGUAUGAGUGAAUUCUCUUAUUUGAUUUAUGAGUGUAUUUGUCUGUCUCUGUUGACAGCCAUUAAACAUUUCAGUCAUCA